This is a messenger RNA of Mercenaria mercenaria, 1807 nucleotides long. Its product is annotated as midasin-like. Lineage: Eukaryota; Metazoa; Mollusca; Bivalvia; Venerida; Veneridae. Bases 113 to 1363 code for a protein of 416 amino acids. The transcript has 11 exons. The record is from RefSeq and is a predicted model, not a curated record. Gene Ontology annotation, molecular function: protein binding.
AGCAUCUUGUCUGUGUAGUGUGUGUUUCACAGAUGCAUCUACUUGAUUUAUAUCACUGAUUGGUGUUUGCAUGUAAACAUGAUUUUAUUUUUACAGUAUUUUAAACGUGAAGAUGAGACCAAGAAAAGGGAAGGAGAACGCUGACUGUGUGUCGGCAGAAGAAAAAGGAAUUCUAGAAGUGAAGUUUAUUGACAGUUACAUAGGUUCAGGUGUGUUUGCCUCGGACACUAUUGAAAAGGGACAGCUGGUUUGUUACUAUGAAGGAGAGCUGAUCUCGGGGAAAGAUGGUAUACAGAGGUUUAAUACUCCACAUGAUAAAGGAAGCUUCCUUUUUUUCUUCCAUCAUGAAGGAAAACAGUUCUGCAUUGAUGCAACACACUCAUCUGGUUGUGGCCGGAUGAUAAAUGACGAUCAUCGAAGGCCUAACUGCAAAGUCAGAGUCAGUCUUACAGGACCAAAAUUAGCAAUUUAUGCACUAAAAGAUGUGUACAAGGGUGAUGAACUUCGGUAUGACUAUAAAGACACAACAGCCUUCUGGCAAAGGAGAAAUGCUCCUAGAAAAGAUAUUUAUACAUGUCCAGACCCUGUGGAGAAGAAUGAAAAAACAACAGAAAUGGAUGCCGGUGGUGAAAGCAGUGUCAACAACACAGCUGAGGACACUAUUCAAGAAACAGAACAAAGUAAACAAAGCAGUCAGGAAAAACUUACAGGACCCAUAGAGGACGAUAAGAUAGAAGAAACUGAAGUAAUGGAUGCCGAUGGUGAAAACAGUGUCAACAACACAGCUGAGGACACUAUUCAAGAAACAGAACAAAUUAAACAAAGCAGUCAGGAAAAACUUCACACUGCACCUGUAGAGGACGAUAAGGUAGAAGUAACUGAAGAAAUGGAUGCCGGUGAUGAAAGCAGUGUCAACAACACAGCUGAGGACACUAUUCAAGAAACAGAACAAAGUAAACAAAGCAGUCAGGAAAAACUUACAGGACCCAUAGAGGACGAUAAGAUAGAAGAAAAUGAAGUAAUGGAUGCCGAUGGUGAAAACAGUGUCAACAACACAGCUGAGGACACUAUUCAAGAAACAGAACAAAUUAAACAAAGCAGUCAGGAAAAACUUCACACUGCACCUGUAGAGGACGAUAAGGUAGAAGUAACUGAAGUAAUGGAUGCCGGUGGUGAAAGCAGUGUCAGCAACACAGCUGAGGACACUAUUCAAGAAACGGAACAAAGUAAACAAAGCAUAAUUUCACAGAUGAUUAAUCUGAAGGAAAAUGAAUUAGAUACAUUUGCAGGCUUUCUCGGACAUAACAUCAAAGUUCAUAGAGAGUUUGACAGACUACCAGAAGAUACUCUUCAGAACCUCUAGAGGAGGAUAAAGAAACAGAGGCAGCAACAAAAGAUUCUGAAAGGGAUGUUGGUGGUGAAAGCCAUGCAGUUGCCACAGCUGAGAACAUACUAGAAACAGAACAAAGUAAAAAAGGAGGUAAGGGGAUACAAAUUGUUAAAAUACAUACAAUAGAUACAUGUAUUUUGAGCUUAAGUAGUGAAGUCCUCACAAAUAUUUGGUGUGUGUAGAUAUUUUGUAUCACCAGAAAAUAAUUCUGAAUUCCAUACCUUCCUGUAGGACAGAAAAAAAACUUCACAUUUGUCUUUAUUAUAUAUGUUGAAGUAAGACAGCGUUUAGCUUGGCUGUUUUCAAGGAAAAAGUCGAGGUACUGUCAUAGCUUUGGUGUUGUCUGUGUCUGCUUGAGUACAAAAUUAUUAUUACUUCAUGGAUUUGGUUCAUAUUUACACACAACAAUCCUUAGGA